Molecule: messenger RNA, 5385 nt
Organism: Effrenium voratum
Lineage: Eukaryota; Dinophyceae; Suessiales; Symbiodiniaceae
Source: the annotation of a GenBank genome assembly
AGUUGGGGGCAGAAAAAACUCGGAGCCUUGAUGCCAAGCCCACCCCGGAGCUUUGCCAUGGAGCGCGAGGAGGCCCUGGAUGCGGCCAGCUUUGUGAGCCAGGCGAAGUUGGCGUAUGAGUUCUCCCUGAAGAACUUCUUGUGGAAACAAGCCGCCUUCUUUGGGGAGCGCCUUGUGGCGGAGCGGCCCUGCGACGAGACGACCUAUCUGCUUGGCCUGGCGUACUUUCACAACCAGGACCUGGCAAGGGCGCAGUGGCACCUCCAGGGCAACAAGCUGCCGGAAGCGAGGUACUUGCUCGCCAGAUGCUGCUUGCAGAUGAAGCGCUGGGACCUGGCUGAGGAGGCCCUGAUCUCCCCGGGAGGCGGGCUGAGCGAGGUGGUGAACGGCGCCGCGGGUCUCUUCCUCCUGGGCCAGGUCCAGGAGAGGCAAGGCCGGCGAGAGCAGGCGGUGGAGUGCUACGCCAAGUGCCUCCAGGACUGCCCCUUCAUGUGGGACGCUUACGAGCGCUGGUCCUGGCUCGUGCUCGGCUCGCCCUCUCCGUCGCGGUCGUCCAUGGCGGCUGCGGCCUUCAGUGACGAGAGAUUCGCACAGAGCUUCGCGGGCAUCAAGGAGGCCUCGGUGCGGCCAGGCCUGAAACGAGGGGAGAGUGCUGGGAAGGGAGCCGUUCAAAGGAAGCCUCCCAGCUUCGCCAGGUUUCGCACAGCCGCAGCCGGGGGCAGCUGUUCGUUUCGGAAGCUCCGGAUGGUCGUUUCACCCCCGGUGCCCCCGGUGCCGCUCCCAACGUUGGAGCGCGCGGAAGACGCGGAAGCGGAUGGACGCGAGGAGUCGGAGUCGUCGCAUGGGCCGGAGGGCGCGGAAAGUGCGGAGGGCGGCGCUGCCGCGCUGCCCUCGCGAAGGGUCGCUGCCUCCGCCCACAGGCUUGCGGUGGACAACGACGCAGUCGUACAGGCGAUCGAGGCCUGUCCGCGGCAAGAGGACCGGCCGAUCCCCGACACGUGGAGCCCAACGGAGGCCGCCGGCGUCAUCUCCGCCGUGACGGAGACGCUGAGGCAGUCGCGGAAGUCUUUGAGCUUCCACUCGAAGCGGCUGGUGGUGCUACUGGGUCCAGAUUUCGCGGGCCACGUGCAUGCCUCCCAAGGAGCGCGCGUGGUGUCCGAGUUGAGCGGCAGCAUCGAUGCAGCGAUGCAAAGCGUGGAGGAUUUCAAGCUGCGGCUCCUCUCGAUGCAAGCCGCGCUGGCACAGCGGGAGCCCAGCUCCCCGGGUGCCGCGCUGAUGGACGUGAGCUCCGGGUCGCAACGCCGCAGGGAGCGGUCCCCCAGCUCCGCGCUAGGCUUUGAGACCGCCAUCAGCUUUAAAGAGAUCCCGGAGGAGAGCGAGCAUCCGAAUGGCGAGGCGGUGGCGCCGUGUGCCAGCGGCGGCAGCAGCGGCUCCAAGGUGGUGCUGCAGCGCAGCAACGGGUCGGAUGACAGCAAGGGUCCAAAGCGGCCGUCAGGCUACCACAGGAUACGCAGCCUGCUCAGGCAGGGCUCCAAGCUCUCGGACUGGACGCGCGAGGAAGGCAAAGCCCUCAGCUGGUCGGCGUUCUUCCGGAAGGUGGUCAACUCCCCCCACUUUGAUUUGACCUUUGCCGUGCUGAUCGUGCUCAGCAGUGUCGUCAUGGCGAUGCAAGUGCAGUACCGCGGCCUGGACGUAGGUUUCCAGCUGCAGUACUUCGGCGUGGAGAACUCCGCGGACCAGCUCUGGCCCACCGCCGCCCAGGUCUUCCAGAUCUUGGAGAUGACCCUCGGGGUGAUCUUUGCUAUGGAGAUCGCCGUGCGCAUGUGCGCGGCGCGGUGCAAGUUCUGGUGUGACGCCUGGAACGUCAUGGAUCUGUGUGUGGUGAUCGCCUGGGCGGUGGACACGGCCACCAGCACCUCCUUGCCGGUGGACCCCAUGCUCCUGCGGCUUCUGCGCCUGGUGAAGCUCUUCCGCCUGCUGCGCCUCAUCAGGAAAGUGAAGGGCUUCGACUCCUUGUACAUUAUGGUCACUUCGAUCAAGGCCUCCUUCUCGGCUUUGCUCUGGUCCACAGUGCUCCUCUUCGCGGUGCUCACGACCAUCGCGCUGGUGCUGACGACCCUAGUGGAGGUCUACUUGAACGACGACAGCCAGCCCUUGGAGCGACGGCUGCGAGUCUUCACGUACUACGGGACCUUCACCCGCUGCUCCCUGACGCUGCUCGAGCUGACGUUGGCCAACUGGGUGCCGGCCUCCAGGGUCCUCACCGAAGACGUGAGCGAGUACUACACCAUCUUCGUGCUCAUGUUCCAGGCCUCCAUGGGCUUCUCCGUGGUGAAGGUGAUUAUGGGUGUCUUUCUGCAGAACACCUUCUCCGUGGCGGCCAACGAUGACGUGAUCAUGAUGAACUCCAAAGACCGGGCCCUGCAAACCCACAAGCUCAAGAUGCGUCUGCUCUUCGAGGCGGCGGACACCAACGGGGACGGGCGCCUGGACCGCGGGGAGUUCGGCGAGAUCCUGGCGGACCCCUUGGUGGCGCGGUGGCUCAGCGCCAUGAGCUUCGACACCUCGGUGAUGAGCUGCGACGAGAUCUUCAACCUCUUAAAGGAGGAUGACAAGAUGGAUCUCAGCGCAGAGGAGAUGAUCAACGGCGUGGCGAAGCUCUCGGGCCCCGCGAGUUCCUUGAACAUGACACAGCUGCUCUACGAGCAAGAGGCGCGCUGGUACACCUUCCAAUCAUCUUUGAAUCCACGAGGCUCCGGAGCAGCGCUGGGAUUCUUUGAGAAGCUGCUGCUGGAAGCUGCGGCAAUGGCGCCCGGACAGUGGAUCGAUGCCACGGACGCGGUGAUCCUGAACAGCCCCUGGCUGCAGCGCCGCACGGGGAACCUGCUGCGCUUCAUCUGGCUCAUCUUCCAGGUGAUCUGGUGGACCAUUCACCUACGAGAGUACUGGAACAAGCGCCGCAACUAUGGCCCGCUGCUGGUGAUGCUGGUGGCGAUCACCCUCGGCGUAUUGCCCAGCUUGUGCCGAGGACCAGACACCCUGGCGACAAGUCUGGGCCUCGCCUGGGCGCUGGUCGGCAGCAACCUUCUGCAGGCGAUGAUGGUGUGGGACUUCUCCCUGGAUCACGCCUUUACCCUCGCCUGGGUCGCCUUGUGCCACUGCAACUGCCACCCCGUGGCGCUCAUGGGCUCGGUCCUGUUCUUCGUGCCGGCCAACCUGAUCUACGCUCGUAAUUCCUACAUCGGCUCCAUGCGUAGCAACCUUCUGAACAACUUUCAGCCGGAGCUCACUUGGACCACCACCGUCUUUGCUCAGGUGGGCGGCCUUCUGCUCGCUGGCGCCUUCACCUGGGACUUCACCUUGCGCGUGCGCGCGGUGAGCAGCGGCGUCCUCUUCGGCCGCGGGGAGGAGGUGCUGCAGAGCCCCGUGGCGGGGCGCUCCGCGCGGCAGAGCUGCUGGGCCCUGGGCGCCAGCUUUUGGCUGCACUGGGCCCUCACCCAGCGGGAUUUGCGGCGCUUCGCACUGCACGGGGGUGUCCAUCAGAGUGCAGAGUGCAUCCAGGAGAUGGGUAGCCUCGUGCCGCUCUGCUGCAUCGCGCCCUUCCUGACCUUGGCGGUGCUUUUGUGGAGCCUUGUGGACUGGACGAGGGAGAGCAAGGCCGACGGCGCGUUGGCUUUGCUGUGCUGCGUACCUCCCACCCACUUGAUGAUCCAGGCGGGCUACAUUGGCAGCCAGUGCAUCAAGUACCACGGGAACCAGAAAGCCCACUUCCCCUUGAGUGUGCUCCUCUCAGGGGGCGCUUUGAUCUCCGCCUUGAUGUCCAUGCAGGCGCUGAUCCAAGCCUCCUGCGACCCAGCGCUCUGUGGGAUCUGCGCGCUGGUCUUCUCCAUCAGCGCGGUGUACAUGGCCAGCACCGACUGGCGCACCUCUCCGGAGAUCCAUUUCGACCUGAGCCAAGACUUCUCCCCCGCGAGCCCGCUGGUGUCCGCGGCGGUGUGGUGGGUCCUGGUCUUCAGUCAUGGGGUGGACUACUACCGCCGCCUCAGUGCCAUCCAGGAAGGCCUGGCCGCGAGCCGCACCAACGCGGCGAGCUCGGAGAUGGUCACGUUCUUGCGUGGCACGGAGGAUCGCGUGGCCGGCAUCAGCGGGUGCCAAGAAGGCAACUCCGCGGAGACCUCAGCGCCGGAGGACGCCGCGGCGUUGCCGGGGCUAGGCGGCGAGGCGGCGCCGCCGCUGGCGGUGGCGGUGGUGCGCCACGCGGAGCGUGCGGAUUCCCACGAGGCCUUCGACGCCUGGUGCACCGCGGAGGAUGCCGAGCAGCACCCGCUGGAUCCACCCAUCACGAAGCAGGGGCUGCUGCAGGCGCAAGAGCUUGCGGAGGCGCUGUCCCGGCAGAAGGUGGAGUUCCAGGUGGUGAUCUCGUCCCCGUUUCUGCGGUGCCUGCAGACGGCCACGGUGCUGGCGGAGCAUUUCAACGCCUCCAUCCUCUUGGACCAAGAGCUCUGCGAGGUACUGGGCCCCGACGUCUACGAGGUCGAGCCACCCGAGGUGCCAUGGAGAGCCGUGGCAAAGAUGAAGAGCCUUCUGCAGGAGACCUCUGCCUCGCGUCUGAACUCGGCGCGGCUCAUGGGCCAGCGCCCCAAGUGGCCCGAGCAAUUGGGAGCCGCGCGGUGCAGGUACGCCAAGCGCUUUUUCGACUACUUGCGCCGCGCGCGGCACACCAAGCGCAGCUGCAUCCUUGUGAGCCACGGCCACAUGGUGCAGGUCUGCGCCUCGGUGCUGCCUGCCUGCAUGCAGCGCAAGAUCAUCUCGGUGGACUACGCAGGCGGCGGUGGCGAUUCGGACGAGGAGGCGGACGCCGCAGCUGAUCGGCGGGCGCAGGAGAAAAUCCUGGACUUCACGGAGCAAGACCUGGUGAACCUCCGAAGGCGGAUCUAUCUCAUCAUCAUGUCCUCUGUGCACUUCGAGGCGCAACGCUUGUGCCGCCUGAAUCCGAUAUACCAGGACAACUUCACCGAAGCCUUCGGCGUGCAGUUCAACACCGUGCACAGGUUAGAAACCAACAAGCUGCGGAACAUUGGGAAGUUCUUUGCCCAUCUCCUCUAUACGGAUGCAAUUCCUUGGAGUAUUUGGGCGCAGGUGAAGAUCUCCGAAGAAACCACGACCUCCAGCUCCCGUAUCUUCAUCAAGGUGAUCUUCCAAGAGCUUUCUGAACUGUGGGGCAUCAAGAAGCUGGUGGAUCGACUUCGGGAGGAGGAGUUGAAGCCCUUCUUCGUGGGCCUCUUCCCCAAGGCUGCGGAGGAACGUGCCAUGGAGGCGCGGCUGUGGCUGACGGGGGCUGACUGCCAGAAUGAGAAGUGCCUCCUGGAGACGGAGCCCUGGUGA